CAGGUAUUUUUACUGCCCCCAUAGAUGGACAUUACUUCUUCAGUGCUAUCCUGACGGGCCAUAAGAAUGAGAAGAUAGAGGCGGUUCUGUCUAAGUCGAACUACGGCAUGGCCCGGGUGGACUCUGGAGGCUACCAGCCAGAAGGCCUGGAGAACAACCCUGUGGCCGAGGCUAAAACCACUCCAGGAUCUCUGGCUGUCUUCAACAUCAUCCUGCCUCUGCAGACUCGGGACACGGUCUGCAUCGACCUGGUGAUGGGAAAACUGGCCCACUCUGUGGAGCCACUCACAAUCUUCAAUGGCAUUUUACUGUAUGAAGACAUGUGACAAGUUCAUGCUGACGAAUGAAGACUGAUUCAUGACAAACCUGCAGGAGGCUGCACCAUAAAGUAUGAUGUCUCCUCUCUCAGGAGUGAUCCUAAACUGAUGACAGAAACUUGUAAAUUAUUGGUUCUAUGUUAUUAUGACUCUUUAUGUCACAUGUGGACGACAGCAGGGGUUGAUUUAAUACAGUGAGCUGAUCUGACGUCAGAGCUGAUGUAAACAAGGAUCCCCCGGUGCCUGGCAAACCUACUCCCUACUUGAAACUUUUAUAGAACUGUUUGGAAGCACAGGAAUUCUUGUGGUGGAUAUUGACAGUGUAACAAUCUGAGUGCUGUUGGCCUCACCUACAGGCUGCAGAGUUCAUUACAGAAUCUGAACAGUUUGCAGGGGGUGCUACAAGAUAGACCAUCUCACUGGUAGAUUUUGAAGUAUGGCAUUGUGGACCAACGUGUUGGACAGACAGAUGGAUGCUCAGCACUAUCCUUAAGCCCUGCCCCUACCAGGUCAGAUGUUGAUGGCAACACAUGACAGUGUGACUUUAAAUUUAAUGAAAAACAAAUAAGUGUUUUGCUCUGAAGCUUUAUAAAAAGCAAAAUGUCUUUUGUGUUUGAUAUGAUGAGAUGAGUUCACUUUGUGAAUGUUUCAUAUUAAGCUGCACCUUUUCUGUUUUAUGUGCUUCAAAGUAUUUAUGUCAUUAUCACAUAAUUUCACUUUGAUGGACAAACACCAAAAGCCAAGGCUGUAAAUACUCUACACUUUCUUGCUUUCAAAAAUCAAAUUAAAGAAAUACUCAGAUUGUUUAAUUAA
This is a messenger RNA of Morone saxatilis (striped sea-bass), 1130 nucleotides long. RefSeq names its product EMILIN-1-like. The record is from RefSeq and is a predicted model, not a curated record. Lineage: Eukaryota; Metazoa; Chordata; Actinopteri; Moronidae. Gene Ontology annotation, molecular function: protein binding.